Molecule: messenger RNA, 3786 nt
Organism: Conger conger (European conger)
Lineage: Eukaryota; Metazoa; Chordata; Actinopteri; Anguilliformes; Congridae
Gene: zbtb11
Product: zinc finger and BTB domain containing 11
Exons: 10
Coding region: 298-3765 (1155 amino acids)
Biological process (GO): regulation of transcription by RNA polymerase II
Cellular component (GO): nucleus
Molecular function (GO): protein binding; RNA polymerase II cis-regulatory region sequence-specific DNA binding; DNA-binding transcription factor activity, RNA polymerase II-specific
Source: RefSeq, a predicted model, not a curated record
CAUUUUUUUGACUGACUAGCCAAUCCAGCGCUUUGUGCCGCCUCUAAUGACGAAACAUCCGGUUGUGCAGCAGCCAUUUUGUAUGUCCAUGCAAGUCCGUCCCUCACGGUCGAAAACAGCAGUUCCCCCUUGGAAAUUAAAUACAAAUGUUGUAAUUUAAGGGAUUAUUAGCGGUUUAUGGCUAUCGAUAACCGAUUGAAAUUUGCGAUACAAGAUUAGUAAGAAGUGUUUUUGCAUUCUACGUAUGCGCCAGUUUUUUGUUGUGUAAGCGCUUGUUUAGGGCCGGAGGGGGUAGCUAUGUCGAGCGAGGAGAGCUACCUGGCAAUCCAACGGUAUCUGACUGACGAGCGGGAACCGUACGCGCCUGGUACUCAGGGAAACGCCAAGAGGAAGAUUCGCAAGGCGGCUACAUGUUACGUGGUUCGCAACGGGACGUUGUACUAUCAGCGGAGACAGAAAGGCCUUGACGAGUUCACCGAACUGGAGGUGGUGCUGCAGGCCGGGCGACGGAAGGAACUCAUCGACGAGGCACACAUCACUGCCGGAGGAGAGCACCUCAACCAGCAUCAGACUUGGGAUACAAUAUCUCAAAAGUAUUGGUGGAGAGGCAUUUUGAAGCAGGUGAAGGACUACAUCAAAGAAUGCGGGCAGUGCCAGGGGAGGCAGGAGCGCGGGCGGAGCUGGGCGGAGGACGGCGGGGGGGCGCCGCUCGGGCGGAGGCGCGGGAGACGCCGCGCCGUCGCCGAGCCCGACGACGACGAGGAAGAGGAGGAGGAGGAAGAGGAGGAGUUUUCAGAGUCCCAGGCCGUCCAUCACAAGCUCUCCAGGAACCCGUCUGCCAUGGCCAAGCACGAGCUUGUCUUUGUGGACAGCAAGGGCAUCGUGAAGCAGUUCCUUCCCAAACACGGCCAGACCAUGCUGGACAAGCUGAACCAGCAGCGGCUGCAGAACCAGUUCUGUGACAUCACGCUGCUGAUCGAGGGGGAGGAGUUCCGCGCCCACAAGUCCGUGCUGGCCGCGUGCAGCGAGUACUUCAGCCAGCUGUUCAUCGAGAAGGGCGCCGUGUCCAGCCACGAGGCCGUGGUCGACCUCUCGGGCUUCAGUAAGGCCAGUUUCCUGCCCUUGCUGGAGUUCGCCUACACCUCCAGCCUCACCUUCAACUUCUGCGUGAUGGCGGACGUGGCCACGCUGGCGCGCCACCUGCUGAUGGCCGAGGUGCUGCAGCUGUGCGAGUCCGUGCACAAGCAGGUGGAGGAGCAGAGGCUCAUGGUCUACCACAAGGGCGACGUGCACACCGUGGUGUCCGGCCAGCUGGCCGCGCCCCAGGCCCCAGAGGAGGAGCAGGAGGAGGGGGAGGAGGAGGCCGGGGCGUACGUGGUCACGGUACAGCGGGACGGCCAAGCGCUGGUCAACAUAACCGGGGACGGCGGGGCUGGCGAGCACGUUCCGGAAGCUUCUCCUGAUGGGGAACAGGGGUCAGAAGAGCCCGUGGCUGUGCUGGCUCCGGGGGAGCCUGUAGGGGUCCCUGUCGGGGAGGUGGGGGCCCCUGUCGGGGAGGUGGGGGCCGGCGAGGCCGUAGCUGUGGUCAUUCAGGGCGGGGAGGGAGACUCAGGCGAGACCCUGGCUGUGGUCUCGGCCUGCUGGGCGGCAGAGGCCCCUCCGGCGGCCGACGCCCCGCCCGAGGCCGGGGGGGUGGUGGUGCUGGAGAAGGGCCCGGAGCCCCAGGCCUUCAUCAUCAGCGUGGACCCCGGGAAGGUGGCCCCGACGGAGGCGGUGCAGCUGGCGGCCACAGCGCCCUCCGCAGGCCCGGAGGAGGCGGCGCAGGCGCCCCAGGAGCCCGCUCCGCUGCCCCCCAAACGCAAGCGGGGGCGCCCCGCCAAGGUGAAGCAGGAGGUGGUGCUGGUGGAGGCGGCCCCGGAGGUGCCGGAGGUGCCGGAGCCCAGUGCUGCCCCGCGGGCCAAGGCGGAGGGGGAGGAGGCGGUGGUGGACGACCCCUACAAGAGGCGUCUCCGGCAGCGGUCCCUGGGCGAGGGCGGCUACGUGCGUCUGCACAUGGGCCUGGAGGAGCAGACACCCGACAAGAAGGCGACACAGACCCCACGCUCUGCUGUCCAGAAGGUGGCUCAGAGGCUGGUGAAGCGGGGUCGUAUGAUACAGCCCACGAAGAAGAAGGGUGCGGAGCCUGGCGAGGAGGAGCAUUCUGGGACAGGUCCGCUGGAGCCGGAGGCCUCGGCGGAGGGAGGGGCAGAAGGGGAACACACGUGCUCAGAGUGUGGAGUCCUGUUCCCACGGCGAUACGACCUCAUUAUGCAUACACUGAAACAUGAGAAGACUCGUGGCUACAAGUGCAGUCUGUGCAACAAGGAGUUCCAGUACGCGGCGUCGCUGCGCGCCCACCUGGCCCGGCACAAGCGGCAGAAGAGCCAGCGCGCGGCGGGCGCGCGGGCGGCCCUCCAGGACGAGGACCCCGCCGACAGCCGCGCCAAGAGCCGCACCAAGCGGGAGUUCGUGUGCGACAUCUGCGGCAAGACGCUGCCCAAGCUGUACUCGCUGCGCAUCCACAUGCUGAACCACACGGGCGUGCGGCCGCACGGCUGCCGCGUGUGCGGCAAGGCCUUCGCCCACAAGCACAGCCUGAAGAUGCACCGCGCCCUGCACGACGCGCUCAAGCAGUUCCACUGCUCGCUCUGCGACAAGUCCUUCGUCAGCAAGAGGAGCCUGGAGGAGCACACCAGCAUCCACACGGGCGAGUCCAAGUACCUGUGUACGACAUGCGGGAAGUCCUUCCACCGUGCGUCUGGACUCAGCAAACAUCUGAAGAGACACCAGCCUCGCCCGGAGGUGCGGGGGUACCCCUGCUCCCACUGUGAGAAGAGCUUCUACGAGGCCAAGGACCUGCAGCAGCACAUGAACAAGCACCUGGGGCUGAAGCCCUUCCAGUGCCAGGUGUGUGGGAAGUGCUACAGCUGGAAGAAGGACUGGUACUCGCACGUCAAGUCCCACAGCGUGGCCGAGCCUUUCAAGUGUAAUGUCUGUGGGAAGGAGUUCUUUGAGAAGGCCCUGUUCCGGAGGCACGUGAAGAAGGCCACUCACGGGAAGAAGGGAAGAGUGAAGCAGAACCUGGAGAGGGAGUGUGAGCACUGCGGGAGGAAGUUCACCCAGCUGAGAGAGUACCGCCGCCACAUCAACAACCACCAGGGCGUGAAGCCCUUCGAGUGCCUGACGUGCGGGGUGGCGUGGGCCGACGCGCGCUCCCUGAAGAGGCACGUGCGCACGCACACGGGCGAGCGGCCCUACGUGUGCCCCGUGUGCCAGGACGCGCACAUCGACGCGCGCACGCUGCGCAAGCACAUGACCCGCUACCACGGCGACUACCUGCCGGGCAAGAUCAUGCUGGAGAAGGACACGCUGCAGUUCCACAACCAGGGCACGCAGGUGGAGCACGCCAUCAGCAUCCUGGCGCCCGACCUGCCGCCCGAGCUGCAGCCCGCCCGGCCGCCGCCGCCCGACGACGAGGAGAUCGAGACCGUGCUGGUCACCGAGGAGACGGUGGAGGCGGUGCAGGCGGUGGUGGGCGGGGCCGAGGACGGCUCGGGGGCCGUGGCCACCCUGUCGGACCAGAGCAUCAUGCAGGUGGUGAACUACGUGCUGUCCCAGCAGGCCACGCUGCCCGGCGCGCCCAAGCUGGACGAGAGCUUGCCCCACACGCCCGACCUCAUACAGACUGUGGAGGUGGAGGUGGCGCACAUGACCGAGGUGGAGUAACGCCGGCGGGUGGGGGGGGGG